GGCGUGCAGAUGGCGGCGGCGCUGCCGCCGCGCUGAGGGGAGCCGGCAUGGAGGUGUUCAUCCCGUCCUUCCGAUACGAGGAGAGCGAGCUGGAGCGGGGAUACACGGUCUUUAAAAUAGAAGUGCUGGUGAGUGGAAGGAAACAUUUUGUGGAGAAGAGGUAUAGUGAAUUCCAUGCACUUCAUAAAAAGCUCAAGAAGUUCAUAAGAACACCAGAGAUUCCUUCAAAGCACGUGAGAAACUGGGUCCCCAAGGUCCUGGAGCAGCGACGACAAGGCUUGGAGUUGUACUUGCAGACAGUCAUUUUAGAAAAUGAAGAGCUCCCUAAGAUAUUUCUCGAUUUUUUGAACGUUCGUCAUGUACCUACCUUGCCAAAAGCAGAAAGCUGUGGCUCUUUUGAUGAAACAGAAUCUGAAGAAUCUAGCAAACUGUCCCACCAGCCUGUGCUGCUGUUCCUAAGGGAUCCAUAUGUCUUGCCUAAGGCCAACGAUGACUUUCCAAAUGUAGUUAUAGACGGCAUUCUACAUGGAAUAUUUUAUCCUCACUUACUGCCCAGGUAGAAGGUAAUACGAGGCAAGAAGAAGCUGAAGUCAUGGUUAAUAGAAUUAACAGGAAUAAAAUUCUGUGAUGUGAAAAUUAUGCUCAGAAGCAAGAGGCACAACCUCAGAUUAAGUUCAAGCAUUACGACUUUUUAAAUAAAAUCACUGUCAUUACAGUUGCUGCUUUUAAAAAAGAUAUGGAAACAACAGUAUUGAAGUUAUUUAUACUUUCUAUAUAUUGAUAUGCUCUGUUUAACACUAAAUGUUCUAAGUCAUACACUGAACUAUGCUAACCUUUGAAGAGAAAAGUUUUACUAAUUAUUUCUAUAAUUUCUCUUAAAGCAAACACUAACCAUUUUGCACCAGGAUUUUUCCCAGCACAUUACCCAUUGCUGGCACUGGAUGGAUUAGAAGUGCUGAAGAGAGUGUGUGCAGAAUUGGAAACAUGCUUUCACAUUCUGAAACACACAGCACUCUCUGAGGAAAUUUUCUAGGUUUCAGUUUAAAUUAUUUUACCUACCAGGAGUUUCUCUAUGGCUUUUGCACAUCUCCAUUCAGUUAUGACAUCUAACUUGUGUGUUUGUUUACUUUCCACACCAACUUGCUGACUGUAUUCCAUAUAUUAACAUUUUAUAAGUCACAGAACAUACAAAUCUGUGGUAAACUAAAGCAAGAAUAUUAUUAAGAUUAUGAUCAAACUAAAACUGAUACAUAUAUAUGUAUGUUCAGAUUUAACUGGAAACUUGUAUGUGUGCUGCUGGACAUUAUAAAAUAAAUUACUAGGACAUGAA
Molecule: messenger RNA, 1330 nt
Organism: Agelaius phoeniceus (red-winged blackbird)
Lineage: Eukaryota; Metazoa; Chordata; Aves; Passeriformes; Icteridae
Gene: SNX24
Product: sorting nexin 24
Molecular function (GO): phosphatidylinositol phosphate binding
Source: RefSeq, a predicted model, not a curated record